AUGCCUGUGGCGUUAGGCGACGAGCUUCACUACUCGCCACGGCCCUUUGUCGCGGUGUCCGCUGUGGUUGUCCCGGAAGCGGUCCCGGCGCCGGCUGUAGUGGAGAUGUCGUCGCCUCUCGCUCCUGGCUCUGCGCCGUCGCCAGCGUCUCCUGCGCCGUUUGCCCCGGCACCUCUUGCGUCGCUUGGCCUUGUUGUCGAGACGACGCCCGUGUCAGCCGCGACGUCUGCUCCUCUACACGCCGUGGGGCCCGCUCCUGCGCCUGCUCCUGCGCCUGCUCCUGCGCCGGCUCCGGCGCCUGCUCCUGCGCCCGUUGUGGCGUCCGCUCCUGCGCCUCAUUCUGCCCCGGCGGUGGCGUCCGCUCAUGCGCAAGCUCCUGCGCUUGCUGUGGUGUCUGCUCCUAUGCAUCCUCCUGCCUCUGCACAGUCUCUUCCCCUUGCCCCUGGGGUGUCGCCAGUACCUGUGCCUGCUGCUGUGGCCUCGUCUGUGCCUGCUGGCGCGUCCCCCGUACCACCGCAGGCUGUGCCCGCCGGGGCGCUUUCUGCUGUUGUUUCUGACCCGUCUUACCAUCCGCCUCUAGCCACCAGCGCCGCCCCGGGACGGGCGGUUGCUGCUGUUGCUCCGUCUGCGCAUGCGUCGUAUCCUGCUCCCUUGCAGCGGCCGUGUCAUCCGUCUCCUGGCCGCCGCCAACAUCGGCCCCACUCCCCCAGACCGCGUGACGAGCGCGAGACGUCGAGGCGCCGUCACGAUUCCCCCCGGCAUCGCCAAUCCCCGGCUGGUUGGCCUGCUCAUCGUGGUGGUCGCGGUGGCUGGAGGGGAGGUCGCGGUCGCGCCUGCUGGGGGGAGUCAGAGCCCUCGCUAACGCUAGCCGAUGUGCAGCGGGUGGUGUCUGCUGCAUUGCGCGAGGAGAGGGCCGGGGUGGCAAGCCAGAGUAGCUCACAGCAUGUUGGACCUGUGGCUCCUCCUCCCGCACCUGCUGUGUCGUCGUCUGCAGCCGGGGCCCGCCUACGACUGCCCUGGGUGCCUCCUGUGGCGGGCAUGGAGUUCGUGUCUGCUGCUGGAGGGAUGGUGUCUGCCCCUCCUCUGUACGAGCCUGCUCCUUCCGCCGUUGCUGCACAUUUUCCUGCCCUGGCAGAAGAGGUCCUCCCCCCGCAGGUUCAGGCGCACGCCUCGCUGUCCCGGCCUCCCCGAGGAGUUCUCCUUGACGGGCAGCGGACUGAUUGUCUUGAGGCUGCCGACCAGCUCGGCCUAAUCCUGGCGCCCGUGUUGGCAGCGCCCGUGCUGGGGGGCUUCGCGGCUGUGGGGCCUCUUGAGGCUGCGGUUCGUGGCCUGCGCCGUUAUUUGCGCGCAGGAUCUGCAGCCGAUGCGAUCGGCGCAAGCUCGUUGGUGGUACGCGAGCUGUGGCGGUCCCUGACUGAGAUUCUUGCCGCUCUGGAAGCCGACCGCAUGUAG
This is a messenger RNA of Closterium sp. Naga37s-1, 1452 nucleotides long. Lineage: Eukaryota; Viridiplantae; Streptophyta; Zygnematophyceae; Desmidiales; Closteriaceae. The record is from the annotation of a GenBank genome assembly.